Messenger RNA from Diachasmimorpha longicaudata, 2064 nucleotides. RefSeq names its product glycosaminoglycan xylosylkinase. Gene Ontology annotation, biological process: protein phosphorylation. Gene Ontology annotation, cellular component: Golgi apparatus. The transcript is spliced from 5 exons. NCBI's taxonomy places the organism in Eukaryota, Metazoa, Arthropoda, Insecta, Hymenoptera, Braconidae. The record is from RefSeq and is a predicted model, not a curated record. The coding region runs from base 149 to 1531 and encodes 460 amino acids. Gene Ontology annotation, molecular function: phosphotransferase activity, alcohol group as acceptor.
UUGAAAAUAGGGAAUGAAAAAUGGCGACUGUCAGUAGUCGCGUCGUGUCGGCGAUCGCGCUGAUGCCCCAGAGGGAUAGUUUCUCGUGAAAAAUGGGAGGUCAUUGUCCUCCCCGAGUGACCCAGUGGAUCCUCUCAGUAACUCAGAGAUGAUUGGCCGGAGAUGCGCACUCUUCGCGCUCGGCGGUCUCUUGAUUCUCGUCCUCACCGUUAAUAUUUAUUUCAUCCGCAUGAUCGUCGAGAAUUCCCCGGAGAAGAGUUAUUCACGCAACCUGCCGGUAUCGGGGGAGAAGAAUGGAGAAAAUUUGGGGACUAAGGAUGAGGAGAAAAAAGGAGUGGGCAAGUCGAUGACUAGAGAGAUGGAGGAGAAAAUAAAAGCUGAAAUGCGACUGCUACCUUCCAAGUAUUUCAAAAGGAACUCCAGCUAUGCUGUGCUGCUGGAUAGGCUCCUUGCUGAAUUGAGGAUCAUGCCUAAUGCCCAGAAGGACAUCUGGAGUAUCCCCAAUAAUAACUGGCCGGAUGCUCACCAAUUGGUGCCACCAGCGGCACCAGAAUUGGGGACGAUAUUCGAGGCAAUGAGAAAAGCAAAGGUAUUAAAAGCUGAUAAUGCACCAGUCGGUACACAAUUGAAAUUGAUGCUGACAUUGGAGUCAGGUGUUAAAGCACUUUUUAAGCCCCAAUGGUACGCGCGAGAUACUAUUUUAAAUGGGCCAGUGUAUUUCGGCAAAGAUCGUCACAAUGCCGAGGUCGCGGCCUUCCAUUUGUCUUCCUUACUUGGACUCAGGAGAGUACCUCUCACUGUCACUAGAAAAUUGAGACUCAGUGAAAUUCGCAGUUGCGCGACACCGAAAUUAUACGAAACUCUAUAUCAAGAGGGAAAUGAGACUUGUUUCUACGGGGUCUGUCAUUACUGCUCACCAGCAGAUCCAGUUUGUAGUUCUAGUGAUAUUCUGGAGGGUGCACUAAUUCUCUGGCUACCGGAUUAUCUCAAGUUAUUUAAACAUCGACAUCCGUGGCAGAGAACUUAUAAACAUAAUAAAUUAGCUCUGUGGGAAACGGAUAUUCGUUAUUGUGACAAGGUGAAAGAGACAAAGACUUAUGCCCCUCAUACCUCCAGUCGUCUCCUAGACCUGAUAGACACAGCAGUCUUCGACUAUCUGAUGGACAACGGAGACAGGCAUCAUUACGAAUUGACUCAUAAUUUCCAUAAUCCCGCUGUACUAUUGAUAGAUAAUGGCAAGAGCCUGGCCAAUCCAGACGUCGAUCAUAUAGAUAUUCUGGCACCUCUCUAUCAAUGCUGCAUGAUCCACAAAACCACCUGGGACAGGCUGCAAUUGCUGGGCGGGGGUGCGCUCAGUGUCUCCCUGGGCCGACUUCUUGCACACGAGUCCAUGAUGGCUGGGAUUCAAUCUCUCAUCACCGAGGAUCACCUCAGUGCCAUGGACAGAAGACUACUCACUGUUUACGCGGUUGUGGAGUAUUGUUUGAAAAUUAAAAAAUACCCAUCGAGUGUCAUUCUAGAUCAUCGAUAAGUGUCGUAGAUAAUAAUAGUGGUGAGUGGAUGAGUGGAUGCAUUCUGUUGAAUUAAUUUGUAAGGGUUAAUAUUAGGACGCAGUUACCAGAUGUUUCUCGGUAUUUUUUAGUAAUAGGUAAUUUUAAAAUUUUUGCAGGAAUUAUUUCGUGGAUUUCAUUCGCAGAAUACGAAAAUUUUUAAUUAAGUAUUAUGACAGCAAUGAGGAAAUUGUUUGAAGUCGUUAUUAUCAUUUUAAGUCGUUAUCAGACGGAUUGAACGUGUAUCGAAUAAAAAAAAAUCGUCACGUUAUAAAUCAUUGAACUGUAAAAAAAGGAGUUGGAUAUUCAUAGUGGCCCAGAAGAAAAGACACCACUUCUCAUAAGAUUUAUAAUUUUAUUUAUGACACAAUUAUGAUUAUUAUUUCGGGAAAGUUGGGGUGCAGGCGCCAGUACAGCGUACAAAUAGCGGUACAAACGUAAAAAAUUCUGUAAACGCGACUGUAUAAUUCGUCACCAUAAACAUUCACAUUGAUCCGGUCAUAUUUAAAAUUUU